This is a messenger RNA of Penicillium subrubescens, 2583 nucleotides long. RefSeq lists its product as uncharacterized. Gene Ontology annotation, molecular function: oxidoreductase activity. Lineage: Eukaryota; Fungi; Ascomycota; Eurotiomycetes; Eurotiales; Aspergillaceae. The transcript is spliced from 9 exons. The record is from RefSeq and is a predicted model, not a curated record. The annotation marks the transcript as partial.
GGCGCAAGAAGCAAACGGUUACGAAUAUUAUCCAAUCAGGGGUCGUUUCCCCCGGAGUCGAGUAUUAAUGAUGGUCUCAACCGGAAAGUGUUUGUACGUCAAGACAUUGAUGACUGGAGUGGUAAAAAGUCCAAUAAAAAACAAGUGGACCUUUUUAUCAUGGCCAUGGACAAGUUCCAGAAGAAAGAUCCCAAAGAGAGACUAUCUUACUUCCAAAUUGCUGGUAUUUCCCUCUUCUCAAACAAGACCAUUCAAUUAUUAACCCUUUAUGAAGGAAUUCACGGCCAGCCCUUUGCACGAUGGGACGAUCCCACUCCCGAGCCCAUUAAAAAUGGGUAUUGUCACCACUCUCAUGUGCUAUUUCCCAUUUGGCAUCGGCCAUAUGUCUUGCUUUUUGAGCAAGUCAUCUAUGACACGAUGGUGAACGAAGUCAUUCCACAGUUCCCCGCGGAGCAACAGGCAGGUUGGCGUGAACAAGCCGACUCGUGGCGUCUUCCUUUCUGGGAUUGGGCGCGCAAAGGGCGUGGUCGCUGUCCAGACCUGGCGAAGACCCCAACCAUCAAUGUUCCUUCACCGGAAGGUGGUUUUGUGCGGAUUGACAACCCUUUGUUCCAAUUCCGUAUGCCCACAAACCAGCCUAUGCGCAGUGAAGGCGUCGGUACGGAAAACACCUGGCAAAACGAUGCCGAGCAAGAGGAUUACAAGAACUUCGGUAACGCAAUUGGAACCAGUCGUUGGCCCGACGAGGAGGAUCAAAAGCCCACUAGUGAGGGAUGGCGACACGGUGUCGUCAACAACCGAAAAAUUGCUGAUGCUUUCGGCUCACACGUCGGAUACAAUGACAAAAACCAUGGCCCAGCAGCAGAGAUUGUUUAUCGCCUGCUGACUACCCCUAUGGAUUAUACUACAUUCGCUAGUACAAACCCAACCUCGAAGGACCAGAACGUGAACGAGGAUCUGAAUAUCGAAUACAUCCAUAACAAUAUCCACGGAUGGACCGGAGCAGAGGGCCAUAUGGGGAACGUGCCUGUGGCUGCUUUCGAUCCCCUUUUCUUCUUGCAUCAUUGCAAUAUCGAUCGUAUUUUUGCAAUUUGGCAGGCUCUGAACCCUGAAAAGUGGCUGAAUAAUAUUCCUGCAGACAACGCAACCAUCCAGGACUCGAUUGGCAAGGAACAUGCUGUCAAUGAAAACACACCAUUGGAGCCUUUCCGAGGCUUGAAUCCUAAAAACGACUAUUGGACCCCAGAUGGUGUGCGACACACCGUCAGGCUUGGCUACACGUACCCUGAGCUUCAGCGCUGGGAUCCAAAAUACCUUCCUCCGAAGGGAGUUUUCGAUGAGGAGCUGUAUCGGGGAGACCUGAUUGCUGCGGUAAACAAGCUUUACGGAGUAUCCAGAUCCCUGGUGCUGGACCCGAAGGCACCUACCCCAGACGGCGUUCAUCACAUUGAGGGCGGACUCCAAAUUACGGACUUUGGGUUUAGUAUUCGAUUUCUGAAAUACGCCUUUGGGGGUCAACCGUUCUGGAUCAAGCUUUACCUCGCUCAAGAGGAGGGCAUACAGACAGCAGUGACGGACUUGAUUGCCGAGGUAUACAACUUCAGUCAGAGGCCUGAGCUUGAUGGAGCCACUGCCUGCGGAAAUUGCAAAAAGGGUCAAAAGAUUCUUAUCAAAUCCACCGCCUACGUCCCAAUCACACCAGUUCUUUACAGGCUGUUAAGUACCGGUCGUAAGUUGAAGACCUUGACCCGCGACGAAGUUCUCGCCUACUUGCGGAAACGUGCAUAUUGGAGGGUUGUGAAAGUUACUAAAAUUGAACAGAAUGGCAAGGAACUCCCUCGCUACGAGGUGGAAAAUCUCGAUCUGGAGAUCAUCGGAAGCUCUAACGACAGCAAAUUCUUUGAGAAUCCUGCUGUACCACCUUCCUUUGAAAAUUUCAAGCCAGAGCCCACUAUUUCUGGUGGAGCAGAUGGUGCUCUUGACCCCGAGCUCAAGCAACCCAAGGUUGAACCACCGGCCCCACGACCUGCGCGUCCAAAGGCCAACCUUUUCCUCCAAAGCGCUCUCAAGUUCCAUCGCCAAAUCAAAGCCGACAGUGUCAUUCUUAUCGAAUCAGCGACUGUUGAUCUCGCAACUACCGGUGCGGAAAAUGACAUAACCCAAAUCGCGCUUCUAGAUGCUGCUAAUAACAUGGUAUUCCAUAUGUCUAUGCGACGUGCCUCGGGACUGAUCGUCUUCAAUGGCUCGUCGGGUAGGGAGGACUUGAUACAGAUGGACCAAAGCUUCCGAGCCGAGGAUGGUGCAACUAUUAUGAUCCAUGACCAAGGCAUAGGAUAUGAGGUUUGGAUAGACUGGGUACACAUAACUUGGAUCCUCAAACAGGACGAAGAUCAGCCAGCUGCGGCCAUUGCUUACGGCCUAGGGGACGAAAACGGAACAUCCGCGUUGUCAGAUGAGCUUGAAGUAAGAACAUACCCUUCCAUGAAGGCGCUUUUCCUUCAAAAGCACGAACAUGAGGAGGAAAAGGUGACUCCAUCAGCCAGUGGGGCGAGCAUUGUGCAAACACUUGUCUCUAUGCGCUAG